Molecule: messenger RNA, 634 nt
Organism: Lolium perenne
Lineage: Eukaryota; Viridiplantae; Streptophyta; Magnoliopsida; Poales; Poaceae
Biological process (GO): translation
Cellular component (GO): mitochondrion; large ribosomal subunit
Molecular function (GO): structural constituent of ribosome
Source: RefSeq, a predicted model, not a curated record
UCUCCAAGUUGACCAGCCCAAAGGCAACCAGAGGUUUAGGGUUCCGGCCGCCGGAGAAAACCACACGGAGGAGCCGCCGGAGAAGGGCGAGGAAGAUGAGCGGGAGCGCGUUCAACGCGUUCAAGGCGAAGGUGCCGGUGGAGUGGAGCCCGCGCCUCUACAUCACGCUGGUGCGCGGCCUCCCCGGGACGCGCAAGCUCCACCGCCGCACCCUCGAGGCCAUGCGCCUCCGCCGCUGCCACCGCACCGUCGAGCACCGCACCACGCCCUCGCUCCUCGGCAUGCUCACCCAGGUCAAGCGCCUCGUCGUCGUCGAGACCGAGGAGAUGUACAACGCGCGGAAGCUCGCCGACGAGCAGCGCCGCGCGCCCAGGCCCCCGCUCGUCGUCUCGCACGCCCCGCCGCCGCCGAAGGCGGCCUCCGCCGCUGAGGCGGGGAAUUAGCCCCUGGUUAGUCGCCGGAGUCUCUUAGAUCCCCAUGAUUUGCUUGCCUUUGCCCGCUUGCGCGUGUAGGUGCUUGAUGUAAUGCCUAGGAAGGGCCAGCACUUUGUUUCUACCUGUGAGGAGGUUUUUCAUUCCAAUACAAAUCCAUGAUAUCGAGUUAAUGGAAAUAAGUGAUGAAUUUCCUGUGAUCA